AUGCUUUUGCUCCUCCUUAUCCUUUUCCCUCUGGCUUUGUGCCAGUCACCUCUGACCAAAGCUUGGAAUGAGGCGCUACCGGGAGUGCAGCCAUUCUGGGAAAAGUACCAAACUGGACCUCAUGGUGUUGUAAUUAGAGGAUGGCAAUUCAGUCGAUGUGCUAGCGAGCAGGUGAGUUUUUUCUCCUGUACGGCACGCUCUCUCACUUCUCGUAAGCAGCAUGACGUGCGAGAAGAAAAACUUGGAUCGGUCGGUGGAGUUUCGGCGAGACUGUUUUGGACUAUAAGGGAUACAAUAGAGAUAAAUCAAUUUAUCUCUAUCUGA
Molecule: messenger RNA, 324 nt
Organism: Strongylus vulgaris
Lineage: Eukaryota; Metazoa; Nematoda; Chromadorea; Rhabditida; Strongylidae
Source: the annotation of a GenBank genome assembly